AUGGCUCAUCAUGCUUCUUUAGGGUCUCUGAGCCUUCUAGCUCCUGAGGUACGCAAUCAAAUCUAUCGUUUGGCUUUGCCGUACAUGUUGUAUGGCUCCCUGGUUGUGUCAGAAGAUAUUAACAAGAUACCAUCAAUGAUGCGCAGCCCGAAUCUCCGCAUCUUGCUGGCAUCUAAGGGACUGAAUGCAGAAGCAUCCGCUGUUCUCUUCUCCCACUGCAACUUUAAGAUCUCCUUCCAACCUGGUCUAGGUCUUAAUACACAUGAAAUGAAUGGGGUGGCAACAAUUGCGAAUCUGCAUCGUCUCCGACACUUGAAAGUGAAGAUGUCCAGCGAACUUCUGUUUGAAGAAGAGCCUUCGGAUAUUGACGAUGCUCGUUUUGCAGGAUAUGCAGUUACCUUCAUGGCAUUUCUAGCUCAUCUGGCAAAUGUCGAAGGUCCAGGUAAAACAGUCGAGAUCAAGAUAGAUUUCUGGUUCACGGCAUGGGAGCUGAACGAAAUCGGCGAGUAUCGCCGCCUUCUUCACCAUCCAAAAGUAUCCCGGUUGAUCAGAGGCGUGAGUCGACUUGUGCACUUCAAGGAGGUCAGAGUUCGGUUCAUUGUGGAGAGCGACGAUGAAGAAGAGGAUGAAAUGCGAAUUAAACUCUGUCAGGAUGUCGGGAAGCGCCUUAUCAAAGGCUGCGAAGCAACCCUUGGAGUCUGUACAGCGCAUGAAGCAAAAUUGUACUUUAAGGAGACUGGUCGUGACGAAUUCUCAAACAACAUACAAUUUGUUCCCAAUGCAAAGGGGGAAAGGGUAAUACAAGGGGAGGGAGAUGGAGAAACUGAAGCUGAAGUAGAGGAAGAUGACGAAGAUGGAGGAGACAAGGAAGAUUCGGGGGAUGACGAAGACGCCGACAAGGACGAUAAUGAUGGUGAUAGUGACGACGUCGAAGACGAAGAUAAUGUGAUGGAUCCCCUCCAAGAACUCGCUGAUGAGAAUGAAGACAACCUGGAGAACGAGGGAGAGAUCUAG
Bacidia gigantensis is the source of this 1014-nucleotide messenger RNA. RefSeq lists its product as uncharacterized. The transcript has 2 exons. The coding region runs from base 1 to 1014 and encodes 337 amino acids. Lineage: Eukaryota; Fungi; Ascomycota; Lecanoromycetes; Lecanorales; Ramalinaceae. The record is from RefSeq and is a predicted model, not a curated record.